AUGGUUAUUUUACCUAUAUUGGCUCAAGCUGCUUAUGUAUUUGAUGCAUUUUAUUACUUAACACAUCAUUCAGAUAAUAAUGGUUAUGAAGGCUUAUGUUCAACAAUUUUAAUUGUUUUUGCAUAUCUUCGUUAUUGUUCACCAAUUGAAAAUCGUAUAUCCCUUUUUAUAUAUUAUAUUUUAGUAUUUCUAUUAGGUGAAAUUGGUGGAAUUGUUUAUAUGAUAACAUCUAUUAUAAAAAAUGAUUUGUUUUCUACAAUAGAUUAUGCUUUAUGGAGUUUACUUGAAUUAAUAUUUACAAUAAUGUUAAUUUAUUGUCAAGUUAUAAAGAAAUAUAAAAUAAAUUUUAUUGUUGAAAAUAAACAUUUAUUUCAUUUUAUGUCUCGAUUAGAAAUUAUUUUAGCUAUAUUCUUACCAUUUUUUAUAAGUAAAAAAUUUCGAACAUUAACACAAAAUUCGAUUGCUUUUUAUUUAUUAUUUGAUUUUUUUUCUGAUUCAUAUGUACGUUUUCACAGUAUUUGGAUUAAAUCAGCAUUAUAUCUAUUUGUUACAACUGUUACAAUAACUGUUGCUACUGAAUGCGUUUAUUUUGCUGUACAAUUACAUAUUUAUGAACAAAUAUCAGCUAUUAGUGAAUUAGUUUCGGCUUGUUUAUGUAAUUUAUUAAUUAUUUUACAAUUUUUUCCAUAUCAUUUUACACCAAUUAAUAUGAUAAAAAUAUCACAAGAAUGUUUUGGAUAUCAACAACAUCUUAAUAUGUAUACGAAAAUUACAAAUGAAAAUCAAUAUACACCUCGAGAGAAAUCAAACAAAAUUGUUACAACUAUUGAUUCAUAUUGUUAA
Molecule: messenger RNA, 843 nt
Organism: Rotaria sordida
Lineage: Eukaryota; Metazoa; Rotifera; Eurotatoria; Philodinida; Philodinidae
Source: the annotation of a GenBank genome assembly